This is a messenger RNA of Salvelinus fontinalis (brook trout), 2492 nucleotides long. RefSeq names its product arf-GAP with dual PH domain-containing protein 2-like. Gene Ontology annotation, cellular component: plasma membrane; intracellular membrane-bounded organelle. Bases 334 to 1479 code for a protein of 381 amino acids. The transcript is spliced from 11 exons. Lineage: Eukaryota; Metazoa; Chordata; Actinopteri; Salmoniformes; Salmonidae. The record is from RefSeq and is a predicted model, not a curated record. Gene Ontology annotation, molecular function: phosphatidylinositol bisphosphate binding; GTPase activator activity. Gene Ontology annotation, biological process: positive regulation of GTPase activity.
AGAUAUCACUAUUCUGCCAGGCCUACUUGUCCGUUUAUAAAUUAUGCGUAAUAUAUGGCAACGCUUUUUUCACUUCCCCUGCUCAUUGUUAUUUGAAUAGUGAGUGUUUGUGUGGAGAACAAUAAACGUCAUGUUGCUAUGCCAGUGAGAAAAGGAAAGGUCGGCCUGUGAGCGCGGUCAAGUGCAACGACAACGAGAAAAAUGACCUGACACCUGUUAUAGAAGUAAUACAUUUUAAGUGAAUGAAAAGGCAUGGACCUACGUAAAAUAAGCAGUUCGUUUGUUGGGACUUUUGGGACUUGGGAUUGACGCAGAAGAAUAGCCGAUUUAAUUAUGGCAAAUCCGGAGAGAAAUAAGAAGAUUCUGCUUGAUAUGGUGAAACAGCCCAGCAACGACCAUUGUGCCGACUGUGGGGCCCCUGAGCCAGACUGGGCCUCAUACAAACUUGGUGUGUUUGUAUGUGUGAACUGUUCGGGGACACAUCGGGACUUGCCUGCCAUCAGCCGGAUAAAGUCCAUACGUUUGGAUUUCUGGGAUGAUUCCUUAGUAGAGUUUAUGAAGACAAGGGGUAACGCUGUAGCCAACGCGUUCUAUGAGAAGUGUGUUCCGCCUUUCUACUACCGGCCACAGGAGAAGGACUGUGUUGUUCUUAAAGAUCAGUGGAUACGUGCUAAGUAUGAGAGGAGAGAAUUCACAGGAGAGAAUAACUCCCUUCAGCAAGGUUAUAGUUCAGGACUUUACGAAGGAAUUCUAUGGAAGAAAGGCAAGGACAACAAGCAGUUCCUGAAAAGGAGAUUCCUGCUCUCUGAAACGGACUUCACCUUGAGAUACUUCACCAAGGAGGAUUCCAAGAAGCCCAAAGCAGUCAUCUCUAUGAAGGACCUCAAUGCCGCGUUCCAGCCGGAAAAGAUAGGCCACGCCCAUGGGCUGCAAAUCUCCUACCUGGAGGAGGAACGAACCAGAAACCUGUUUGUUUACCAUGACAACAGCCAGGAAAUUGUGUCCUGUUUCAAUGCGAUUCGGGCCACCAGGUUUGCUUACCUCAAGAAAGUCGACCCUAAUGCCAGGGACAGUGACCUUGUACCUUUGAUAACCAGAAGUAGCAUUAAAGAAGGCUACAUGGAGAAAACCGGCCCAACGCAAUGGGAGCCAUUCAAGAAGAGAUGGUUCAUCUUUAACUUAUCGGACAGAAAGCUGUCCUACUUCAAAACUUCACUGGAUGCCUUGGAACUGGGAGCUGUCUUCAUCGGCACAGAGGGCCAUGGCUACUCUGUGAGGGAGGGCCAGCCUAAGGGGAGCCGCAGUGGCAGGUGGAGGUUCGGAGUGACCUUGGAGACACCAGACAGGCAGUUUGUCUUCCUGUGUGACCAGGAGCAGGACCAGAGGGAGUGGAUAGAAGCCUUCAAACUAGUAAUCGCCCAGCCUAUGCUACCGCAGCACUACAACACUGAGGCAAACAUGAGAAGGAUGAAAAAAUGAAUGGUGUAAAAACCGGAGGAAAGGAAAACACGAUUUACAGGAAGAAAUGGCAAUGUGUGAGGCUGGCUGCCUGUUUCAGAGAGCCUACCAGUGACAGGUGGAGGCUUCUCACAAGAGGUGAUCAAUGAACUCUUCAAUGGAGUCAUGUUUAUUGGAAAAUGAUGAGAGGCUAAAUGAACUCAGUGUCACGGCUGUCGCUUUCCUCAUCCUCAGAUGAGGUGAGGAGAGAAGGAUCUUCAGACCAAAAUGCGGAGUCAGGGAAAUAAGCCAUCUUUAUUACAAAUACGACGGCCACUAAACAAAACAAAACACUUUCAAAACUUACACAAAAUAACAAAACGUAACGAACGGAACCUGAACAUAAACUUACAUCGACAAACGUAACUCACGAACAGGAACGUUACAUCGAAACGUACGAACAGCCAAACAGCCCCGAUAGUGAAUAACAUCGAACACAACGAAGACAUCACAGGAGACACAUGUACUCCACACAAACCCAUAUACUAUACAACAACCCCUUUACCAUAAAAAACACCCAAAACCAACAAAACACAAACAUUCCCCAUGUCACACCCUGACCUAACUAAAAUAAUAAAGAAAACAAAGAAUACUAAGGCCAGGGCGUGACAUAACCCCCCCCUUAAGGUGCGAACUCCGGGCGCACCAUUACACAGUCUAGGGGAGGGUCUGGGUGGGCUUCCAUCCACGGUGGCGGCUCCGGCUCUGGUCGUGGUCCCCACGUCACCACAGUCCCUAACCACCUCCUUAGCUUCUUCAAAAUGACCCCUCUCCACAUUAACCCCAUUGCAUUAAGGGGCAGUUCCGGACUAAGGGACAGCUCCGGACUAAGGGCCAGUACCAGGGUAAGGGGCAGUACCAGGGUCAGGGGCAGUACCAGGGUAAGGGGCAGUACCAGGGUAAGGGGCAGCACCAGGGUAAGGGGCAGCACCAGGGUAAGGGGCAGCACCAGGGUAAGGGGCAGCUCCGGACUGAGGAAUGGCAGCUCCGGACUG